CACUCCACGAUCUUUCUCUCUCUCUGAUUCUCGAUCGGUUUUGGAUCCCGAACUCGGAGAUUGAUUCAACAUGUAUUACUCAGAUUCUGAGUCGUCGUCCGGUGCCGGCGAGUACAAGUAUUUCAAACAAAUCACUCGUGAAAGAAUAUUGAAUGAGAUGCUUAAGUCUACAAAAAGAGGGGACUCAAAAUUAACCUGGAAGGUACUCAUCAUGGACAAGCUAACAGUUAAGAUAAUGUCCUCUGCCUGCAAGAUGGCUGACAUCACAGGAGAAGGAGUCUCAUUGGUAGAAGACAUAUACAGACGUCGGCAGCCAUUGCCCUCAAUGGAAGCUAUUUACUUUAUCCAACCAACCAAGGAGAAUGUUGUUAUGUUUUUGUCUGACAUGUCUGGAAGGACACCCUUAUAUAAAAAAGCAUAUGUCUUCUUCAGUUCACCUGUUUCGAAAGAAUUAGUUGCUCUCAUCAAGAAGGAGUCAACUGUCUUACCUCGAAUUGCUGCCCUGAGAGAGAUGAAUUUGGAGUACUUUGCAAUAGAAAGCCAGGGUUUUGUCACUGAUAAUGAGAAGGCUCUUGAAGUACUUUUUGGUGGUGAGGAAAAUAAUGGGAGAGGUGAUGCGUGUUUAAAUGUGAUGGCUACCCGCAUUGCUACAGUUUUUGCUUCACUAAAGGAGUUUCCUUAUGUGCGCUACCGGGCUGCUAGGUCACUGGAUCCAAUGACAAUGACAACUUUUCGUGACCUCAUUCCUACGAAACUUGCAGCUGGAGUCUGGAAUUGCCUCACAAAGUAUAAACAAACAAUUAAAGCCUUCCCAGAGAGGGAAACAUGCGAGUUCCUUAUCCUUGACAGAUCAAUUGAUCAGAUAGCUCCUGUCAUACAUGAGUGGACUUAUGAUGCCAUGUGCCAUGAUUUACUGAACAUGGAGGGGAACAAAUAUGUCUAUGAGGUCCCAAACAAAGAAGGCAAGCCUGAGAGAAAAGAGGUCCUUUUGGAAGAACAUGAUCCUGUUUGGUUUGAGCUUCGCCAUGCACAUAUAGCUGAUGCUAGUGAGCGCUUGCAUCAGAAAAUGACCAAUUUUGUAACAAAGAAUAAAGCUGCACAAAUUCAACAUGGUUCAAGAGAUGCAAGUGAACUCUCUACACGGGAGUUGCAAAAGAUGGUUCAAGCUUUGCCCCAAUACAGUGAGCAAAUUGACAAGAUCUCCCUCCAUGUGGAUAUUGCAGGAAAAAUCAACAAACUUAUUAGAGACCUAGGGCUUCGAGACUUUGGGCAACUGGAGCAAGACCUUGUUUUUGGUGACGCUGGAAUAAAGGAUGUGAUUAAGUUUUUGACAACAAGAGAGGAUGCAAGCCGUGAAAAUAACUUGCGCUUGUUGAUGAUCCUUGCUACCAUUUAUCCUGAGAAGUUUGAGGGUGUAAAGGGUCUGAAUUUAAUGAAGCUAGCAAAACUACAACCCGAUGAUAUGAAUGCUGUAAGUAAUAUGAGAUUGCUUAGGGCAUCAUCUGAAACCAAAAAAAGUUCAACUGGAUCACUCUCUCUGAAGUUUGAUAUUCGUAAGAAGAAGCGCGCAGCUAGGAAAGACCGUAGUGAUGAGCAAGAAACAUGGCAAUUGUCUCGCUUUUACCCCAUAAUAGAGGAUCUUGUUGAAAAACUUAGUAAGGGACAACUAUCUAAAGACGAUUACCCUUGUAUGAAUGAGCCCAAUCCAACUUUCCACGGUGGCCUAUCUAAGGGUUCAUCCAUCCAUGAUGAACCUGCAGUUGCUCAUUCAAUGAGAUCAAGGAGGACCCCAUCAUGGGCUCGGGCUCGGAACUCUGAUGAUGGCUAUACAAGAUGGGCAAACGUAUUUUUGUUUUCAUCGUUGGUGGAGCUACUAGAUCAGAGCUAAGGGCAUGUCACAAACUUACGAUGAAGCUAAACAGGGAAGUUGUUCUAGGCUCAUCAAGUCUUGAUGAUCCAGCACCGUUUAUUACAAAAGUGAAGCUGCUGACAGCACAUGAACUCUCCUUGGACGAUUUGGAAAUAUAAAAACUAUGGUGGACAGGUGGAGGACAAAACUUGGAAUGUGCUUUUGCUCCUAAUCUAAUUUGUAAUCAUUUUUUUCUUUUUUUGGACAUUUUCAGCCUAAAAAUAUCGGCAUUUGGAUUUUGGUGGUCUCUGUCUGGCCAAUAUAAUUAGCAUUCAACCUUUUUCCGGGUUAUUGCUUUCCUAAUUCAUUCAUUUGUAGUUUGACAUAUGAGUCACCCCAUAAUUUAGGUGUAUAUCAUCAUCAUCAUCAUUUAUUAUUAUUGUUAUUAUUUAAUCAGUAUCAAGUUACACUAGUAUAAAUUUUAUAAUUUAUU
This is a messenger RNA of Rubroshorea leprosula, 2342 nucleotides long. The record is from the annotation of a GenBank genome assembly. Lineage: Eukaryota; Viridiplantae; Streptophyta; Magnoliopsida; Malvales; Dipterocarpaceae.